UUAGUCCCAAAUCCAUCUCUGUGGCGGGAGUCGGCCAAUACUCUCUGGCCUUUUGACCGGUAGCAUUCAUCUACCAUAAUUGUUGAUGCCACUAUUACUUUGUAUGAGGUGAUUCUAUUGACAGACUGAUCGCUAGAAAUAUAGGCCUAGGCUGCGCCCCGUUGGCCCACCAUUUGAUCGUCUCUUCGCCCCUCCUCGAUGGCCCCCUUCAGACCGCUCACCUUAGAGGUAGAACGCAAGUUCAGCCGACUUGCCGUGCAGCCAUUGACUCUUGCCGGAGGACACCCGCCAUUUCGAAGUCUGCAGUAUUUGGGUUCACGCUCCAUGCACGAUAUAUACUACGAUUUAGAUGGUCUGCUAUCCUCGAAAGGCAUUUGGGUCCGCAAGAGGGACGGUGACUGGGAAGCCAAAAUAAAAGAAGGCGGAAAUUUCCAGAAUUCUAGGUUCAUGGAGAUGCGCAACCCAGAGGAAAUCUCUCGUCACCUGAAACUUUCUACGGGUAUUAGCCAAACUGAAUUCACCAACUUUGGACUACGAGAGUUGGCUUCCUUUACAACAUUUCGGCAAAGCUGGGUCGCCGACGAUGACUUCACAAUUGUUCAAGACACCAUGGAUUUCGACAAUCACAUGGUCGGGGAAGUUGAGCUGCAAUGUACUCUCCCAAGGAGUCCUAGUUCUAUCCGUACUACCGAGGAAGAACGCGCUCUGAGACUGGAGGAGAUGGACUCCCGGAUCCGCAGUUUCAUGACUCGUUAUGCAUGGGCAUUUCAUGUGGGUCAACCGAAGGGCAAGCUUGCAGCAUUCCUCGAGAGGUUAACAGAUUGAAUCAUCUGCACUCGCUUACACUGGACUGGGAUAGGCGGGUUAUGCAUGCGGACAUUCUAAUAGUAGGUAGAGA
Messenger RNA from Aspergillus neoniger CBS 115656, 898 nucleotides. RefSeq lists its product as uncharacterized. Gene Ontology annotation, molecular function: thiamine triphosphate phosphatase activity; magnesium ion binding. Bases 199 to 825 code for a protein of 208 amino acids. The record is from RefSeq and is a predicted model, not a curated record. The transcript has a single exon. Lineage: Eukaryota; Fungi; Ascomycota; Eurotiomycetes; Eurotiales; Aspergillaceae. Gene Ontology annotation, biological process: dephosphorylation; thiamine diphosphate metabolic process.